UGGUUCAUCAAACUGCUGCAGGCAGAGGUGGAGAAGAUGGAAGGCUGGUGCCAGCAGAUGGAGAGGGAGGCUGAGGAUUAUGACCUGCCGGAGGAGAUACUGGAGAAGAUCCGGAGCGCGGUGGGCAGUGCCCAGCUCCUCAUGUCCCAGAAGGUGCAGCAGUUCUAUCGCCUCUGCCAGCAGAACAUGGAUCCCAACGCGUUCCCUGUGCCCACCUUCCAAGACCUGGCUGGCUUCUGGGACCUCCUGCAACUCUCCAUUGAGGAUGUCAGCAUGAAGUUUGCAGAGCUGCAGCAGCUCAAGGCCAAUGGGUGGAAGAUCAUGGAGCCCAAGGAGGAGAAGAAGGUGCCUCCCCCGAUACCAAAGAAGCCGCCGCGCUCCAAGGUGCACCCGGUGAAGGAGCGCUCCCUGGACUCGGUGGACCGGCAGCGGCAGGAGGCUCGCAAGCGGCUCCUGGCAGCCAAACGCGCCGCCUCCUUCCGC
This is a messenger RNA of Acanthisitta chloris (rifleman), 483 nucleotides long. RefSeq names its product disks large-associated protein 3-like. Gene Ontology annotation, cellular component: postsynaptic specialization; glutamatergic synapse. Gene Ontology annotation, molecular function: molecular adaptor activity. The transcript has 4 exons. Gene Ontology annotation, biological process: signaling. NCBI's taxonomy places the organism in Eukaryota, Metazoa, Chordata, Aves, Passeriformes, Acanthisittidae. The annotation marks the transcript as partial. The record is from RefSeq and is a predicted model, not a curated record.